Messenger RNA from Aspergillus affinis, 840 nucleotides. RefSeq lists its product as uncharacterized. The transcript is spliced from 3 exons. The record is from RefSeq and is a predicted model, not a curated record. Bases 1 to 840 code for a protein of 279 amino acids. Lineage: Eukaryota; Fungi; Ascomycota; Eurotiomycetes; Eurotiales; Aspergillaceae.
AUGGGUUCCUUUAAUUCUACCCAGAAACAUAUAACACCCAAGGUCAAAGUCCUAGAUGGCGGACCAGCAUCUUCCACCAAGGAUUUGGAAGCAGCUACCGAUGAGAGACCAGGCUUCUUUGGACGCAGAGGCAAACGAGUCGCCGUCAUUGUGACCGCCCCGUUUGACAAGUCCUCUGGACAGAUAGUUCCGAUACCCGAGGGCACAUGUUCCCUGAUUAACUGGGACAGCCGGGACCGCAGUGCUUUGCCGAGACUUAUCUCGCGGCGCACCUAUAGCCCGUACUCCGCGCUCUGUCUCAUGGACAGUAGUAAAUGGGACGACAACUCAUUGACCCUAAGGGAGCGAUUCGCCGGUGAAAAGUUCUGGGAUUACCCUAACUUUCCAACAAAACCGCCAUUUUCCAGUAACGAUGCGAGCGCCGGCGAUACCGUGCCGGUCGUCUGCAAUGCAGGCAGGGUGUGGAAACCCAGGGAGAUCGAAGCGAUAGACGCUGGACAAGAGUACUUUCGGCUAGAUUUGAGCGACGAGGAGAUGGCAGAGCUACAUAAGUUCGUCUCACGGAUCUCGAAAUACCAGCAGAAAUGUCUUGACCUUGUCCUCUUCCUCGCCUACCCGAUCCUGGCUCCUUCAAAAAUGGCAUUCGGGUUUCUUUGGAAGCGCAUGUCGUUAUUUUUGCAGGCUUACUGCCCGGGACUCUACUGGUGCUUGACGGUUGACCUAACGUUUGCCGCAACGGAUGCCGAUAUUGAUAUGCUACCGUUAGCCACUGUUGGUGUCGGCGGUGGGAUAGUGAAUUAUAUGAAAGGCGUUGGGUUCAGGCAAGGUAUCGCAGGAUGA